Molecule: messenger RNA, 1839 nt
Organism: Bactrocera latifrons
Lineage: Eukaryota; Metazoa; Arthropoda; Insecta; Diptera; Tephritidae
Product: UDP-glucuronosyltransferase 1-2-like
Exons: 5
Coding region: 1-1557 (518 amino acids)
Molecular function (GO): UDP-glycosyltransferase activity
Source: RefSeq, a predicted model, not a curated record
AUGGCGAGACUAACGCCCGGCCACUUGUUGCUGUUGCUUGGCCUUUGUUGCACACUGGUGCAAGCCAGUUACCCACUCAAAAUACUUGGCUUAUUUCCACACCCAGGCAUUAGUCACUUCCACUUCUUCCACCCCAUUAUGCGGGGCUUGGCCGAGAAGGGUCAUGAUGUUACUGUAUUAAGCCAUUUUCCCGAUAAAAGUCCACCGGCUCGUUAUAGAGAUCUGCCGUUAACACGCCAUGAAACUUUGGCAAAUAGUGUGGACUUGAAGUUCUUUGAAACGCAACACUUCUAUAAUCAAUUCGUGGAAUUCUUCAUGCUCCACGAAUGGGGGAAGGACGCCUGCAAUCUCACAUUGCGCUCCGAUGCUUUGGCACAGGUUUUGCGACAGCGCCAACAUUUCGAUGUGAUCAUUAUGGAGCAAUUUAAUAGCGAUUGCAUGACAGCGGUGGCGCAUCAACUCAAGGCACCAUUCAUAGGUUUGAGUAGUUGUGCUAUGAUGCCUUGGCAUUACGAUCGUGUGGGGAUACCCAUGGUACCAUCAGUUAUGCCAAGUUUAUUUAUGGGACAAUCUGAGGACAUGACAUUCGGCGCUCGUCUCGCCAACUGGUUCGUCGAUCACACCAUGCGUUUACUUUACGAUUUUCACACCACGCCCGCUAUCGAUGCCAUUGUACGCCACAAAUUCGGACACGAUAUGCCCUCGGUUGGCGAAUUGGCGAAGGAAACAUCAAUGCUAUUCGUCAAUCAGCAUUUCUCAUUGAGCGGUGUCAAACCGCUGCCACCGUCUGUUCUCGAUCUCGGCGGCAUACACAUACAGAAGGCCAAGCCGCUGGAUGCCGAACUGCAAAAGUUUCUCGAUAAUGCUGAACAUGGUGUGGUCUACAUUAGUUGGGGUUCUAUGAUACGUGCCGACACUUUGCCGCCCGCCAAACGUGAAGCUAUCGUACGCGCUGUGAAACGACUCAAACAACGUGUGAUUUGGAAGUGGGAGAACAGCACUCUGGCGAACAARCCGGAUAAUCUGUAYGUUAGCAAAUGGUUGCCACAACGUGAUAUACUYUGUCAUCCGAAUGUGAAGGUGUUCUUAUCGCAUGGCGGUCUAAUGGGUAGCUCGGAGGCAGCUUACUGUGGUGUACCAGUAGUGGUUACGCCCAUGUAUGGUGACCAGUUUGUAAAUGCGGCUGCAUUAAAGUAUCGUGGUAUGGGUGUGGUGCUGAAAUAUGGCGAUAUCACCGAGAAUUCCGUGCUGCGUUCAAUAAGAGAGGUGUUGAAGAAACAAUAUAUGGAUAAUGCCAAAGCGGUCUCGUUCUCGUACAGACAUCGUCCGCAGAGCGCACUCGAGACCGCCAUCUGGUGGGUGGAAUAUGUCGCCAAAACCGAGGGUGCGCCACUUCUYAAAGCUCACGCCGUGCAUGUAUCACGCUUCGUUUACUACUCUUUGGAUAUUUAUCUAUUCAUUGCUGCCAUUAUAUUCAUAUCGGUUGUGAGUUGGAGCUUUAUAUGUAGUAGAUGGUGUUCGCGGCGUCCAAAGACCGCUAAACAAAAGUCAAAUUGAACAAGGGGGUGAAGAUUUCAUAUUGAGAGAGAGUUAGUUAAAUUAAAAUUUAGACAAUAUAUUUCAGUUUAAGCACUUUAUUUGCUCUUUUAGAUAUAUUAGAUAACAAAUUUCAAUGUAGUUAUCAUAAUUAGCGUAAUUUAGCUCAUAAGGAGCGGAGAAGAAAUGUAAAAUUGUCUAAACAAUUUCGCCAAAAUGAAAAAAUAGGAAAGAAGACAACAUUAAAUUCUAUAUUGUUUAAAAUAGUUAAAUAAAAAAAAAAAUUAAUGAAACUUGUUCACA